Diuraphis noxia (Russian wheat aphid) is the source of this 714-nucleotide messenger RNA. RefSeq lists its product as uncharacterized. The record is from RefSeq and is a predicted model, not a curated record. NCBI's taxonomy places the organism in Eukaryota, Metazoa, Arthropoda, Insecta, Hemiptera, Aphididae.
GCGACGUAAGGUAUAAGGUCGUUUACUGUAGUUGUCUAUCGCAAAUCACUCUUCCGUUUUUCGACCUUAAUAGUAAGUUKUCAUCGACUCGCAUAAUAUAAUUGUGAUAUUUUAUUAGUUUUUUUCGAAUUUUCGGAAGUCUAACCGUUGGUAAAAUAAUAUCAUUAUAAGAAAAGUAAUAAUUACUGAGUCGCGUUAUCAACGUAGAACGACGACCUGCAGAUCGAUCGGUAUAUAAAAUACCAACGCCAGUCGAUGAUCUGUUCAUUCUCCAUCAUGAAGUCGAACAGGGUGGUUCUGCAAGCUUUUUUCGCUUUCACUUUUCUCGUAAUCGCGUCCGGGUUGAAUAAUAACACGUGGUUCGUCCCGUCCAAUACCACCGGUAGAGCCAUGCAACCCGACAUACCUUUUAUGAUGUUCAUUAACGAAAUAUACAGAGCUAAUUACUGCCAGAACAAAACGUGUCCGGUUUGGAAUUGUUCAGAUGAUUCGGUGAUAAUACACGGGUCGUGUUGCAAGUGUCCUAACAUUUUCGGAGAUGAUGUUCCAGUAUUGUGCGUUAAUAAUUUGGAAUGCCCGCGUUUAAUGAAGGACCUAUGCACCAAAUACAAUCUGAUGAUUUUGUGCUGUUGUUCCCGAAUCAAUGAUAAUUAUUAUAACUACAGUACCUAAUUCAUAUUUUGUUUUGUUUGAAUACUAUUUAAUAUUAAUAUU